Mugil cephalus (flathead mullet) is the source of this 3246-nucleotide messenger RNA. RefSeq names its product cholinergic receptor, nicotinic, beta 5a (gene chrnb5a). Bases 774 to 2300 code for a protein of 508 amino acids. The transcript has 8 exons. Gene Ontology annotation, molecular function: acetylcholine-gated monoatomic cation-selective channel activity; transmembrane signaling receptor activity. Gene Ontology annotation, cellular component: postsynaptic membrane; neuron projection; synapse. NCBI's taxonomy places the organism in Eukaryota, Metazoa, Chordata, Actinopteri, Mugiliformes, Mugilidae. Gene Ontology annotation, biological process: regulation of membrane potential; chemical synaptic transmission; nervous system process. The record is from RefSeq and is a predicted model, not a curated record.
UGCCCAUCCAGGGCAGAUUGGCAGCUGAGCCGUGACGCGUAUCUUUUCCACUCCGGUCCGAAGCUCGACACAAACACACCUCCUCUCUCCAAGCCCCCUCCUCCUGGCUUCUACUCACAGCACGAGAUUCUGUUUAUAAAAAAAUAAUAAAAAAAAAACUUUAUCUGCUAUAGCACUAACCCCGAGGACCCCAUGUACAACAAUUCGGCGCUACAGUUUUAGCUGCUGUGCCAUUUCCGUAACGCACCAAGUUCUUGGCGCUUCAUCAGAAGAAAGGAAACUUAAGGUGAACGCCGAUGCUCAAGUAAACAACAACAAAAAAGAAGUUUUAACUGGAUAUUUUUUUAGACAGCGGAUGUGAUGAAAAGAAAACAAGCUGCGACUCGUUUUGAUUUUGAUUCAUGGAUGUGGAUGAAGAGCGCUUUAAAUGUCACAGCGGCUGCAGUUUGUUGCUGAGGAAAGCGGCGCGCGAUGAUAUAAAGGACCACCAUGCUGUCUUUGGCAAAUACACAUCUUCAAAAGGUAACCUAUUUGCUGUAGCUGCUCGAAGAAGUUUCCUUUUUUCUUUGCGCUGCGUAAAAUUCCAGCAACAGACGAAAUACUGGAACACUAAGAAAGAAGACUUACUCUACCAAGCCGGAAUACACAUAUGUAUACAUAUGUAUAUAAUACAUCUGCAAUAGAAGAAAGUCAAGGAGUGUCUUCUUCUUCCCUGUCUUUUGUGGAGAGCAAUAUCAGAAAGAAACAAGUUUGACUGGGGAAGCAGAAGUGAGAUGACUACCAGCACAGUUCUCCUGCUCUUCAUUCUCUCUCUCACAAGCAGCAGGGCAGAGAAUGCAGAGGAGCGGCUGGUGAACUACCUGUUGGGUCCAGAGCGCUACAACAAACUGAUCAGACCAGCUGUCAAUAAGAGCCAACAGGUCACCAUCUCCAUACAAGUGUCUCUGUCUCAGCUCAUCAGUGUGAACGAGAGAGAACAGAUAAUGACGACCAACCUGUGGCUGUCCCAGGAGUGGAAUGACUACAGGCUGAGAUGGGACCCAGACAAAUAUGACGGCAUCAAGAAGCUGCGAAUACCAUCCAAACACAUCUGGCUUCCUGAUAUAGUGCUCUACAAUAACGCUGAUGGCGUGUACGAGGUUUCUUUCUACUGCAACGCUGUGGUCUCCAACACAGGGGACAUCGUCUGGCUCCCCCCUGCGAUCUACAAGUCAGCCUGUGCCAUCGAGGUGCAGAACUUCCCCUUCGACCAGCAGAACUGCACCCUCAAGUUCCGCUCCUGGACCUACGACCACACAGAAGUGGACCUGGUCCUGACCAGCGACUUUGCCAGUCGUGAUGACUUCACGCCAAGCGGAGAGUGGGACAUAGUGUCACUGCCGGCACGCAAAAAUGAGGAUCCACACGACAUCACCUACCUGGACAUCACCUAUGACUUUGUCAUCAAGAGGAAGCCUCUUUUCUAUACCAUCAAUCUGAUCAUCCCAUGCGUGCUGAUCACGUCGCUGGCCAUCCUGGUGUUCUACCUGCCGUCAGACUGCGGGGAGAAGAUGACUCUGUGCAUCUCGGUGCUGCUGGCACUCACUGUGUUCCUGCUACUAAUAUCAAAGAUAGUGCCACCCACCUCUCUAGCAGUGCCACUUAUAGGUAAAUACUUGAUGUUCACCAUGGUGCUGGUCACAUUCUCUAUUGUAACAACCGUCUGCGUCCUCAACGUGCACCACCGCUCCCCUUCCACCCACUACAUGCCCAACUGGGUCAAACGGCUCUUCUUAGUCAGCCUUCCCACCUUUCUCCUCAUGAGGCGCCCAGGCUCUUCCAAUGUCCGCGAUAAACUCCGCCGAAAGUACGCCAGCCGGAGUACCGUCUGUAGAAACAGUUCCCAGAGCGGCACGGAAAAAAGGCAGUACUCCAACAUCAGCCUCGGCGGCAUCCGAACGGACGCUGACUCCUUCUACGUGAACGAGGACUUGGCGCACAAGUUUUGCUGGAAGGUGGGUGACCUCCCGGAUGGGGGUGGUGGCUUUUCAGACUUACGGAGGCCUCUGGCCGUUCAGUGGGAUGCGGAUGUGGAGGAGGCCGUGGACGGAGUGAGAUACAUCGCUGAACACAUGAAGACGGAAGAUGAUGACGAAGGGAUCAUUGAAGACUGGAAGUACGUAGCCAUGGUGAUAGACCGUCUGUUCCUGUGGAUCUUCAUCUUGGUGUGUGUCGUGGGAACUCUGGGACUCUUCAUGCAGCCACUGUUCCAAAGCUACAACACACCCACAGCUGAUGACACGGAGUACAGAGAUUUCUAGGAUUUCUGUCACCUAAGUAAGGAAAAAGUAGAAAAACAAAUAACUUAGAGGCUGCACCGUGUCUGCGUGUGAUCUGCCUCUGUUGUUUGGAUCGUAUACCUGAACUAAUCGAUGCAGCCAGGUUGUGGUUGCAAAAGUGGAGUUCAGAGGACAGUAUCUUAUCAGUUGGUUAAUGCAUGGAUUAUAUUUUUGCCAGAAUUUGUCUCCAUCCACACUGAAGAAACUCCACCCUAAUCAAAGACACAAACAGGAUACACCUUUUACCACUGCAAUGUCUCUCAAGAAGAAGAACAUGAAGAUGAUGGGGACAGUUCCUGCGAAUAGUCCUGAGUCAAUAUACAAUACUGUGGACUAUUACGCCUGAUGUAAAAACACAGAAGCUGGUGAAAUAUUUGAUGAGAGAUCCUAGAAAUAAUGACAGUGACUUGCACCGCUGAACACACGCCUCUUAUCGGACUCUGUGUAAUGAAGGCAUACAUUGCAGUUUCAGUGAGAGAUGUGCGCUUUUCUGCAUUAUACAAACAUGUACUGUAUUUCAGUUGUUUAAUGACGGUAAAAUACAGUGAACCAUAAUUUCCUCUUUCUACCCUCCUCAGACCGAACUUUACUGCAACUAAGUGAAGAUAUUUUAUCCUGUCUAUCUUUGUCUUUAUCAAUGUAUAUUUUCUCUGUCUGUGUUCCUCCCACUUGCUUGUCGGUUUUUUGUGCACACAAACAUCUACACGUUCUGAUUCUGCUUUACUGCUGCAAAGAAAUCUUUAGUUCCACCUGUAUGCUUAUUUUAUUUAUUUCUCAUUUAGCUUAUUUUCAGUCCUCACUUUACAACUGCCUUAAACUGAUGUUGAAUAUCUUUGUGGAAGAUUUGUAAAGACCAAACUGUUGCAACACUGUGUUACAUAUAAACAAUUUGCCACUGACUAUAUUCCAAUAAAAUGUGUUAAUUAAA